UUACUUUUUUUUUUAAGAUGAUUGAAUUGAUUUUGGUGCCUACUUAUUUCACAAAAACCUAGCAAAUAAUUCAAAUUUAUAAUCAUGUCUGCUUUGAAGACCGCAUUGUCCAAUAUUUUAUACGGCUAUGAAACAUGCGCUCUGUGUUUCCAAAGUGUCGACACAAACUUUGUGGAGAUUGACGAUUCAAUAGUACUGAUGAAAGAAGACGGUGUUGAUAUUGUAUCUUUCUCGACUAUGAUAUCGUCGAUGAUGGGUGAAAGCGUGAGUAAUUCUCCUCUUCUUACCCCCGACAAACCAUUUUAACAGGAUACUCAAACAUGACAAGUAAACUGUGUGACUCCUGCGCCAACAGCGCUUUUGGCAGCUACAGAUUCAUCCACCGCUGCCGGCGAGCGCGGGAGACACUCACCAACACCAUUGACAAAAUUCAUAACUGCAUAUCUGACACUCCUGACAACGGCAUCAAUACAUGGUACAUCUCAGCUGAUGUUAGCAGUGCAACUGCGGAGAAGUUUCAUGAUACAUGUGAUAAUGUUGACUCUUUGAAGAUGGCUUUAAAAAGAUUUAAAAUGUUGAAACACUGGAAUGUUAUGGAAUUGGAAACUAACAUAGAUUCUUUCAGUCACAGUGAUGAUGAUGAUGACAUGCGAUGCAGCUCUGAAGAUCCAUUGAACACAGCUAACAAAUAUACUCAUCCAAUAGUAACACCAUGCAUAUGUGAUGUUUGUGGAAAAACUUUCAUAAAUGAAUCAAACCUAAUAUGUCAUGCUUACAACAAUCACUCAAUUGUUAAUGCGAAAGUAAUACAUGGCCUGAAUAGUCAGCAGUGUAGCAACAGUAAGCCCUGGGGACCACAGAAAGAUAAGAAAUUCUUUUGUGACAUAUGUGGCAAAGGCUUUAUUUCAAAAAGUUACUUGACAUUCCACAUACAAACCAAACACCUAAACACCAAGAUCAAUGAGUGCAAGAAAUGCGGUAAAACAUUUGCUUCAAAAAGCGGAUUACGAAUGCACAUGAUAAAACAUACUAGGAUACGAAACUUCAAGUGUAAAAUCUGCAGUAAGAAAUUUGUUACUAAGCCAGCUUUGGUUUAUCACAUGAGGAUUCACACAGGGGAAAGGCCAUACCCGUGCAAUUAUUGUGAAAAGAGAUUCCUGUCAACAUCCCGGAGAGCUGAGCAUGUGAGAUACAACCACAUGGCACCAACUAUACAGUGUGAUAUCUGCGAUAGUCAAUUUAAGAAGUCGUCUGCACUGACGAGACACAGACGCAGGCACUUUGAUCCUUUGAGCAAGUUGUAUAAAGAGAAUAUCUCUGAAAAUUGUGAAGUAUAAACACUGCAUAGGAAUCAAAACAUAAUUUAAAUAAAAAGUUGUUAUAUUUUUA
Molecule: messenger RNA, 1389 nt
Organism: Plutella xylostella (diamondback moth)
Lineage: Eukaryota; Metazoa; Arthropoda; Insecta; Lepidoptera; Plutellidae
Source: RefSeq, a predicted model, not a curated record